Messenger RNA from Podarcis muralis (Common wall lizard), 975 nucleotides. NCBI's taxonomy places the organism in Eukaryota, Metazoa, Chordata, Lepidosauria, Squamata, Lacertidae. The record is from RefSeq and is a predicted model, not a curated record.
GGGAAGAAAUUUUGCUGCUACGAUUGCGCUCCAUGUCCAGAUGGGAUGUUCUCAAACGAGAAGGAUAUGGAUGCUUGUAUCAAAUGCCCCGAAGACCAGUAUCCCAGCAAGGACCACAGUCAAUGCAUUCCCAAAGUUCUAAGCUUCCUCUCUUACACAGAAAAUUUAGGGAUUAUCCUGGUUACUUUGGCCAUUUCUUUCUCUUUCAUCACGAUUCUAGUGCUGGGAAGUUUUAUGAAACACAGGGACACACCCAUAGUCAAGGCCAAUAACCGGUCCCUGACUUACAUCCUCCUCGUUUCCCUUCUUCUUUGCUUCCUCUCCACUUUGCUCUUCAUUGGACAGCCAGGAGAAGGGAUCUGCUUUCUACGCCAAAUGGUCUUUGGCAUUGUCUUCUCUGUGGCUCUUUCUUGUGUCUUGGCAAAGACUGUAACGGUGGUUCUGGCAUUCAUGGCAACCAAACCAGGAUCUGGGAUGAGGAAAUGGGUGGGGAAAAGACUGGCAAAUUCAAUUGUCCUCGUCUGCACCUUCAUUCAAGCUGGCAUUUGUAUCCUGUGGUUAAGUACUUCCCCUCCAUUCCCAGAUUCGGACAUGCACUCAUUGAAUGGGAAAAUAAUCUUGGAAUGUAAUGAGGGUUCAGCAACCAUGUUUUAUUGUGUCUUGGGCUAUAUGGGCUCCCUAGCCGUAAUCAGUUUCGUUGUGGCUUUUCCGGCCAGGAAAUUACCUGACAGUUUCAAUGAGGCCAAAUUUAUCACUUUCAGCAUGUUGGUGUUUUGCAGUGUUUGGUUGUCCUUUGUUCCAACCUACCUGAGCACCAAAGGAAAAUACAUGGUGGCUGUGGAGAUCUUCUCCAUCUUGGCCUCCAGUGCUGGAUUACUGGGUUGCAUCUUUUCUCCUAAAUGCUACAUAAUUUUAUUCAGGCCUGAUCUGAACAGUAGAGAGCAAAUAAUGGCCAGAAAAAGUGAGAGAAUGUAA